Arabidopsis thaliana (thale cress) is the source of this 1553-nucleotide messenger RNA. Its product is annotated as zinc ion binding protein. Gene Ontology annotation, cellular component: cytoplasm. Gene Ontology annotation, biological process: proteasome-mediated ubiquitin-dependent protein catabolic process. The transcript has 2 exons. Lineage: Eukaryota; Viridiplantae; Streptophyta; Magnoliopsida; Brassicales; Brassicaceae. Gene Ontology annotation, molecular function: ubiquitin-protein transferase activity; ubiquitin protein ligase activity. The coding region runs from base 278 to 1423 and encodes 381 amino acids. The record is from RefSeq and is marked reviewed.
AAGAAACUGAAGAAGAAAUCUGCAAAUUCAUCUUCUCUUCUUCCUCCGAUUCCAUCUUUCUCCGUUUCCGGCGAUAAUCUUCAUCGCUUCUUCAGGUUCAUGUUUUUCCAGAUUCUUUGAUGCCUUUUAUGUAUCUCUGACUCUCCACGGUUUCUUAAUAUGAAUUCUUCUUCGCUUCAUUUCUGAUUCGCGAUCGUCAGAUUCUCUGGUUUGUUUGAAAUUCGAAUCCGUGUGUCUGAUAUUUCGAUUCCUGGAUCAUUUGUUGAUUAUCUUUAGAAUGGAGCUAAAGAAUGUCAAAGAUGCGUUUGAUCGUGUUACCAAAAAGCAGAAACUAUGCUAUAGCAAAACGCAUGAAGUGGUAGACAAAAUGUCUCAAGAAAUCGACAAGGCAUUGAAAACGAUACAGGAGGAUAAUCAUGAAUCUGUUGUUGCUGAUCUGAAGAAAACUUUUGAGGAGAUUGCUCCAAUCAAUCUACUAGAAGCGUCUCAGAAAGAAAUAAAUGGGGUUCUUACCAAAUACCCGAAAGCUCUUGACAAAACUCUGAAUCCAGAUAUAUCGACGGCUUACAGAAACGUUAAGUUUGAUACUCAUACAGUUCAUCAGAUACUAGCUCAGUUUUUCUACAGGCAAGGCAUGUACGACGUUGGUGACUGUUUCAUUUCCGAGACUGGUGAGGUUAAGCCUGAAUCUUCUGUUACUAAAGCUUUCAUGGAAAUGAAUAUGAUACUUGAAGCCAUGAAAGAACGGGAUCUCGGACCAGCUUUGAAAUGGGUAGCUUCAAACUCUGACAAGCUAAAGGAAGCAAAGUCAGAUCUUGAGUUGAAACUUCACAGCCUUCACUUUUUGGAGAUAGCUAAAGACAAAACCUCCGAAGAAGCUAUCAACUACGCGAGAAAACACUUUGCUACGUAUUCAGCAGAUAGCUGCUGUUUCCCUGAGAUACAGAAACUCAUGUGCUCUCUCUUAUGGAUCAGAAACCUCAAUAAAUCCCCAUACUCAGAGUUCCUCUCACCUGUAUUGUGGACCAACGCUGCCAAGGAACUAACCCGACAAUACUGCAUCCUACUCGGUGAAUCACCAGAGAGUCCUUUAAGUGUAACAGUUGCAGCAGGUUCACAAGUUUUACCGACGUUUUUGAAGUAUUUGAACGUGCUGCCGGAGAAAAGAAAAGAGUGGCAAACAAUGGAGCAACUUCUUGUACCUGUGGAACUCUCUGAAGAGUAUCGCUUCUACUCGGUCUUUGUCUGCCCUGUCUCUAAAGAACACUCGAGCGAAGAUAAUCCGCCGAUGAGAUUGGCUUGCGGUCAUGUCCUUUGCAAGCAGUCUAUCAACAGAAUGUCGAGGAAUGGUUCAAGGUCGUUCAAGUGUCCUUAUUGUCCAACAGAUAUUGAUGCUUCGCAGUGUAAGCAGUUAUAUUUUUAGACUAGCUUUACAACUUCUUAUGCAGCAUUUCUAAAGAAAGUAGACAAAUGUUUCUUAUCUUUUCUUUUAUGAACUUGAAUUGGGUUCGUGUACAAAAACUAUAGUUUGAAAUAAAACCUUUUAUACCCAU